GCAUGAAACAACAGAGGAGUUUCUGGGCCAAUGCUCUAUUCUAUGAUUACAUGGCAGCACCCGUGCUUGAAGGGAUCUUCGUCGACAUUUGAUUAACUUUUUCUAGACCUUAAAUACCAUUGUCACCGGAGUAGGAGUCAAGUUCCAUUGGCAUGUGUUGAAGAAUCCUGGUUAGUUCAUAAUGGCCACUAGCAGCCACUCCAAGGGCAACUACAACUUCAAGAUCGUGCUCUUGGGCGAGGGGUGUGUGGGCAAGACCUCGUGUGUCCUCAGAUAUGUGGAGGACACCUUCAACGACCGCCAUAUCACCACACUUCAGGCCUCGUUUCUGAGCAAGAAGUUGAAUAUCCGAGGGAAGCGAGUGAAUCUGUCCAUAUGGGACACGGCGGGUCAAGAGCGCUUCCAUGCAUUGGGGCCCAUCUACUACCGUGAUGCCAAUGGUGCCAUCCUCGUGUACGAUAUCACGGAUCAGGAUAGCUUCCAAAAAGUCAAGAACUGGGUCAAGGAGCUCCGGAAAAUGCUCGGGAGCGAUCUGAAUCUGGCCAUUGCCGGGAAUAAAACCGACCUGGAGAAGCAGCGAAGGGUGGAUGUCCAAAUGGCGGAAGAUUAUGCUAAGGCCGUUGGAGCGCACCAUUUCCACACAUCAGCCAAACAAAAUAAAGGCAUUGAAGAACUCUUUUUGGACCUCUCUCAGCGAAUGAUCAACACGUCCGAUGACCUGGCUCGAGCUAGUGGUGGAUCCUUGGGAUUAUCAUCGCUCGGUGGCGCUCGGGGUAACACAGUCACGGUCGUCGACGACAGUCAAAUGUCUCGAGAAAAAUCCGGCUGUUGUGGAGGCGGAUCUUCGUCGGUGGUGACCGGACUGCCGGUGGACAACAACCUGGCAGCUAGUAGCCAAUAACCAUAGUUGGCUUGGCCAUAGUUUUAUUAUCGGCAUUUUGAUUCGAGCACACACACCCUCUUCAGACCUGAUCGAGUCCGUUAUGGUGAGUGCGUGUUGGUCCAUACAUUGAACUCUGUAAUUAGCCAUGAAAGCUCGGUGAUUUUGAUUCACUUAUUCUCGUUUUUUCCAACCCAUUUGUCAUUAGCCUAAUCCAUUCUGAUUGUCAAACACGUAAAAACCAUUAAAUGUGCAACAAAAAUAUAUAUUAUUCAUCCA
This is a messenger RNA of Tigriopus californicus, 1159 nucleotides long. RefSeq names its product ras-related protein Rab-21-like. The record is from RefSeq and is a predicted model, not a curated record. Gene Ontology annotation, molecular function: GTPase activity; GTP binding. The transcript has 3 exons. Gene Ontology annotation, biological process: Rab protein signal transduction. NCBI's taxonomy places the organism in Eukaryota, Metazoa, Arthropoda, Copepoda, Harpacticoida, Harpacticidae. Bases 182 to 901 code for a protein of 239 amino acids.